CUUCAUUCACUAGAAGAGAAGUUUGUAUCUGCGGAACAAUGGAAAACAGAUUAUAGAGCAUAUGCAAAGGCAUGCAAGUUCUGCCUAGAAGAAGAGAAAUCACUGAUAGAUAAGUAAGAAUGAACAGCGAAUGUUAGGUGGGCACAAGUAUUUUAAUGCAUUAGUAUGAGAGUAAACCAGUUUUGUCUGGCAAAAUUAUCACCGAUAAGCAAGAUAAUGUAACAGUACUGUUUAAAUGCAGUGGGAGCAUUAUAUUGGUUGUGAUGGAAGUCCUGACCCAACUGUGCUACAGGAAAUAAAUACUUUCAUGAGCUUAUGGCGUGAAGAUCCAAAUGAGGACAUUCGGGUCGUGAUGGAGAAGGGAAAAGAAGUGCUAAAUUUAAUUGAGAAGUUGCAGUUUCUUUUAUUGGACACACCAGCAAAUGAGAUAACAGAAAAAGAAACAGUUCAGUACCAGGAAACGAUUUUGGACUUGCAGAAUCUUCUUCAUCAGAAGUACAAUGGAGCAACAGAGCACCUGCUUAAAACAGAUAAUAUGUCUGAAGAUUCUAACAGCGGAAAUGUGCAGGCAGUCAUAAAGGAUAAAAAUGUUACUCUCUGUAUUUGGGCAAAUCUGAAGAAGAAUGUAAGGUUCAAAAAUCAUGUGUUUUAUGAUGUACGGCAUGGAUUUGAUCUUCCAAAGUCACUGGCUGUGAACAGUGUUGCUAUUCGCAUAUUUCACACUCAUUACGAUCAUGUAUCUCCACUUUGGCUACAGUGUCAGAGUGCACCAAAGUUGAAAAUCUUAGAGAGCAAAGAGGUAACUGUGGAUUCAAAAGAGAAUGUAGAAGAACCAGAAGAAGAGGAACAGAAGCCCAAAGAAGAGUCCAGUGCACCCCCUGAAGAAGAAAUGCAUUCUGACGGGGUAAAGAGUGCUAGCUCUUUCGAAGGAAGUACCCAUAACAUAGCUGAUAUAAAUGAGAAGACAGAAGAGGAAAUUGAGAAGAAAUCAGAAAUCUUUGACAUACUAUCACAAGUUCAGAUUCCACUGAUGCAGGCAGAGAUCAGUGAAAAAGACGAAGAGAUAACUGAUGAAAAUAUUGUUGAUUUGCGACAGUUUGUACCAGUGGGUGGUGUGUACCAUAUUGAUGUGCUACAGCUCCCACCUCGGGCUAAAGAAAUCAAGAACUGGAGUAUGGUGGAGGUACUUGAUGUUGGAUUGGAGGCUUAUCCAUAUCCCCCAGAAUCAGAAGAGCCUGAAGAUGGCACACAUCCACCAAUAGGGAUCACACUUAAGCUUUCUGACAACGUGAUAUAUUUUGAAGAACCUGUAAUAGCACGAUGGGAUCCUGCCGGCAAACAGUGGCAAACAGAUGGCAUCAGCAACGUAACGUAUGAGAAAGACACGGGGAAUGUCACUUUUGAGAUGGAUGCCUUUUAUACAAUAGCACUUCUCCAGGAUGCUCAUCUCAACAUGCCUUAUCAGGCAUGGGAAUUGCACCCUACUGGUACAGACGAAUUAAUACUUACAGUUACUACAGCCUUUGCAGAGGUUCAGAUACAAGUUAAGGAACAUCAGGUUAUGUUGUCUUCAAUCGUGGUAGAACAGAAGGAUGCACUUUCCCAUUUGACAGGAAAAUGGAUGACUCCAGUUCACCUAACAGUAGUGCUGAAAAAGGCUGGUAUAAAUAUUUUCCCUGGAGCAUAUUCUCACAGUUACGUCUGCGUGAACAAAAAGGCUCCCCUAGUGGAAGUUAGGGCAUAUCAACAGAUGGCACUGGUUGCAUCUGCUUUUGCUUUCGGUUGGAGCAAAUGGAAUCUGGAAUCAGGUGAAGAGCAAGUAGUGCUUAAGGUAAGUGAGCAUCUUCAAGCAGAUUCUAUCAAAGAUGGAGACUGGUCUCUUUACAUGUUUGAUGGUCAGAGAGCACAGAAGCUUAAAAUCACUGAAGCUAGUGAAGCUUUUUCAGAAGAGCUAGAAGAUGACUCUGAAUUUCACUCUACUUUCUACCAUAUGCUUAAAGAUUUUGCCAGCAGCGAAGCAAUUGAUAAAGUAAAAAAAGCUAACUUCCUGUUCAUUGAUACCGUAUAUCAGUUGCUCCUUGCUACAAGAGUAUUAACAUAUUCCUAAACAUACUUUUAA
Messenger RNA from Struthio camelus australis, 2119 nucleotides. RefSeq names its product dynein axonemal intermediate chain 7 (gene DNAI7). The record is from RefSeq and is a predicted model, not a curated record. NCBI's taxonomy places the organism in Eukaryota, Metazoa, Chordata, Aves, Struthioniformes, Struthionidae. Gene Ontology annotation, molecular function: microtubule binding; beta-tubulin binding. Gene Ontology annotation, cellular component: axoneme.